AUGGCCGACAACAACUCGCCAGAUUACAAGGCUCUUUUUCUGCAGGCGGAAAGGAGACGCAAAGAGGCCGAAGAGCAACAAAAACAGGCAGAAGAGCGACAGAAGCAGGAAGAAGAGAGGAGGAAACAGGCUGAAGAGCGACAGAAGCAGGCCGAAGAGCGACAGAAGCAGGCCGAAGAUGAAAGCAGACAGGAGAAAGAGAGACGAGAGCAACUUCAAGAGCUCAGCCGACCGACCACUUUCGUGGAAUUCUUACGCCAUUCCCAUGACCUGCUCUCCCGACCGCUGAGAGUCGAGACACCAUCUCGGUCGACUACCGGGAAAAUACCUCUUCCCACGGGGAAAUAUUGCCCAACACGAUUGGAACACUGGACCGAUUGCUCAGCACUGCAGUCGGAGCUUUUCAGGUCCGUCUACAGCCACCUUCAUUCAACUCUAGGAGGGGCGCCGCGUUUGUUUUCAUCUUUGCAUGAGCUAGAAGGGUUAGGCCGACGCCUUGGGCGUAAGCCCAUGAGCAGCGAGCAAGACCUUGAGGCUUAUGAGCGGUUUGCUGUGGAAGAAAACGUCAACGAUAUAAUAACGGAGUUGUGCAAGAUACCCGCUGCUCGUGAAGAGUUCUGCCUUGGCGAUGGCGUCCAGUUUAGCAACCAUACGAAUUCCUUGAACGAUAAUGAUGCCGCUGAAGCAGAUACAAGUCAAACAUCAAGUGUGCACCACCCAAGACCUGACCAAUUCUGCAUCCAUCGAGUUGACGGCCGCAGCACCACUCUCCUCACGACCGUCGAGUAUAAGCCACAUCAUAAGCUUCCCGUCGCAACCCUUCGGAUGGGUCUUCGACCAAUGAACUUGUGGAAGGAGAUGGUCAAGUCAAAUAAAAUACCCACGGACAAGGACGCGAAGUUGCGGUACAAUGCAGAGCGCCUUGCCUGCUCUGCCAUUGUUCAAGAGUAUCAUGUUAUGAUCCAGGAAGGGCUCGAGUACUCCUACGUGACCAACGGGAUCGCUCGGGUCCUCCUCCGCGUGCCACAUGAUGACCCUGGCACGCUUUACUACUUUCUAUGUGACCCAAAUAGCGAAGUGGAUUUGGAAAUAGAAGCUACUCUUGCAAAUACUUCGGUCGCAAGAACACUGUGUUUGUGUCUGAUGGCAUUCCACUCGCCUGUGCGAGGUCAGGAGUGGAGGAAUUCCGUACGACCAGACAUUCCUAUAUGGAAGACCAGUUUCGAUCACACUCGCUCCCACAUUCCCAAAGAUGAAUUCCGGCAGCUUCCUCUCAACUCCGACAGUACCGCGCCAGAAUUUCCAAGCCCAGAUUCCGGUUCGAUGUAUGAACCUUCGUCGUCUCCGCCAGAUUCUCCUGAAUCAACAGCUCGUCAAGUGUCUACUAAAUCUCGAGUCCGCUGUGAUCCAUCCGAUGUGAGGCAUCGCUCACAGUCGUCACAAUCACCCGACCCCGAUUCAAACCCAGCAACACGCCGCAAACGAACCUUCAGUAAUGUUCCGUCUUCUCCAUCUGCCCAACGCGUGGCUCGAAAGAGAGACACAAAUGAUGAUAAAGGCCCAGAUAGCCAGUCCCGCCACCGCGAUGCACAAUUUUGCACCCAGCGAUGUUUACUCGGGUUGCAAUCUGGCGGUCUUCUAGACGACUGUUGUCCAAAUGUGAUGCUCCAUCGCCGAAGCAAAGAUGAUCUGCAGCAUCCGAUUACCUCCGAAACUUUGGUGCGUUUACUAAAAGCUCAAUUGGAUGAAAACAUUGACCGAUGCACACCCCUUGGAGGCUGCGGGGCGUACGGUGCGCCUUUCAAACUUUCUUGUGCCGUAUAUGGCUACACUGUCAUCGGAAAAGGAACCACAUCGGGGCUGUGGAAGGAGGUCUCCCGCGAAGCGGAGGUAUACCGAAUUCUGCAAAAGGCACAAGGAUCCGCUGUGCCUGUUUUCCUGGGUACGAUCGACUUGGCGAAAAUUUAUUUCCUUCACGGGGCUGGAGAGAUUCGCCAUAUGCUCGUUAUGGGCUGGGGGGGGAAAGCACGGCAUCGAUGGAGCUGA
Messenger RNA from Penicillium subrubescens, 2046 nucleotides. RefSeq lists its product as uncharacterized. The transcript has a single exon. Bases 1 to 2046 code for a protein of 681 amino acids. The record is from RefSeq and is a predicted model, not a curated record. Lineage: Eukaryota; Fungi; Ascomycota; Eurotiomycetes; Eurotiales; Aspergillaceae.